Trifolium pratense (red clover) is the source of this 1623-nucleotide messenger RNA. Its product is annotated as tRNA dimethylallyltransferase 9. The record is from RefSeq and is a predicted model, not a curated record. The transcript is spliced from 11 exons. The coding region runs from base 51 to 1403 and encodes 450 amino acids. Gene Ontology annotation, molecular function: tRNA dimethylallyltransferase activity. Gene Ontology annotation, biological process: tRNA modification; cytokinin biosynthetic process. NCBI's taxonomy places the organism in Eukaryota, Viridiplantae, Streptophyta, Magnoliopsida, Fabales, Fabaceae.
UUGAAUUUUAAAACACUUGCUUUGUGCAGUUUGGCCUGAAAACGCCGAAGAUGAUGAACAACGGAGUGUCCACUCUCCGCACGUGCCUCCGCCUCCCGGAGCGUCCAAUUUUUCGUGCAGCUCCGUUCUCCUUCCGUUUCCGGCGCCGGUUUCUCGUAACCGCAUCACUAACUGAGAAAAAGAAAGAGAAGGUGAUAGUUAUUUCUGGACCUACCGGUUCCGGCAAGAGUCGUCUCGCAAUGGAACUCGCAAAACGCCUCAAUGGUGAAAUCGUUAGCGCCGAUUCUGUUCAGGUGUAUAAGGGUCUUGAUAUUGGAUCUGCCAAGCCUUCCUUAAAUGAUAGAAAGGAAGUGCCGCAUCAUCUGGUUGAUAUACGUCACCCAUCUGAAGAUUAUUCUGUUGGACAGUUUUUUGAGGAUGCAAGGCAAGCGACAAGAUCUAUUCUUGACAACGGCCGUGUUCCAAUAGUUGUUGGGGGAACUGGACUGUAUUUAAGAUGGUUCAUAUAUGGAAAGCCAGAUGUGCCUAAAUCCUCUGUCGAGAUAACAUCUCAAGUUUGUAUGGAGUUAGCUGAACUACAGAGAAAUGACGACUGGGAAGCUGCUGUGCAGUUGGUGGUAAAGGCAGGUGAUCCAAAGGUCCAACAUAUAGCAGUGAAUGAUUGGUACCGAUUACGGCGUAGUCUAGAGAUUAUUAAGUCUAGUGGAUCACCUCCUUCAGCUUUUCGGGUACCGUAUGAUUCUUUCAGGAAACAGGGUGAUUGUAGAAUUGCUGAUAGUUCUGAUUCAGCUGAUACGAAUACUUAUAAUGAUGCAAUCAAAGAAACCGCCGAUUCAGUAAAGUUAGACUACGAGUUCAUGUGUUUUUUCCUUUCUAGCGACAGACUUGACCUCUAUAAAUCAAUUGAUUAUCGUUGUGAAGAUAUGCUAUUAGGAGAAGAUAGCCUUUUAUUUGAGGCUCAGUGGCUUCUUGAUACCGGUCUUCAUCCAAACACCAACUCUGCAACAAAAGCAAUUGGUUACAGACAAGCCACAGAGUACUUACUAGGAUGCAGAGAACAAGGGGGUCAGAGUUCAGCUGGACAGUUUUACAGAUUUUUGUCUGAAUUUCAAAAAGCAUCACGGAAUUUUGCGAAACGGCAGUUGACUUGGUUUCGCAAUGAGCGUAUAUACCAUUGGCUUGAUGCUUCUAAACCUCUGGAAACUAUUCUGAACUUCAUUCAUGACGCAUACCAUGAUCGGAAUGGAAGACUAUUUGUGCCUGAACACCUUAGAAUGCCAAGAGAUAUUUCAAAUUCCCGAAUAGCUGCAAAACUAAAGGCUUACCGCACCAGAAAUAGGCAUUUUGUGAACGGGGAAGAUUGUUAUCCUAUUUUGGAAUGGAUAAAGAAGACCCAAAAGUGAAGGGAUGGAGAUUUUAUGUUACAUUCCCUUGAACUGGUCGUAUAUUUGGAAUCAUAGAGGAGCAUAGUUAACUUUACAGGUUACAUAGAAAGUUUUGUUUUUGUUGUCCUUGCUUGUUAACAUGGUUUUCUUGACUUUAUGUAGCAUAUUAUUGAUUGAUAGAACAAUGUAAUGACAACUGAAUUUGUAAGUUAAUUUAUUUUCCCUUCUUUUACGCAAA